This is a messenger RNA of Cydia strobilella, 1204 nucleotides long. Its product is annotated as zinc finger protein 90 homolog. The transcript is spliced from 2 exons. Lineage: Eukaryota; Metazoa; Arthropoda; Insecta; Lepidoptera; Tortricidae. The coding region runs from base 284 to 910 and encodes 208 amino acids. Gene Ontology annotation, molecular function: RNA polymerase II cis-regulatory region sequence-specific DNA binding; DNA-binding transcription factor activity, RNA polymerase II-specific. Gene Ontology annotation, biological process: regulation of transcription by RNA polymerase II. The record is from RefSeq and is a predicted model, not a curated record.
AAUGCGCGGGAAAAAUCCCAUCUUCCAUCUCAAGGCGCCAACAUAACAAUAAUAGCACAAGUAGGCGUGUGUCGGAGCGAUUAUAGGUGCGUCUGCUGGAGCAGCUGCGUAGUCGCGAGCCACCCCCGUUCUCACGAUAGCCACGCUUAAGUAUUAUUUAUUAUUUCUUACCCCAAUGACGUCUCUGAUUUGAGGUAACGGUAACGGUACUCAUUCCGUCUUCGGAAGUCGCACGCGCUGCAUCUCGGGUCUAUGCGCAUAGACAGUUUUUUUUUGUGCAGUAAUGGCGGUCGCCGGAAAUUUUCAAAUGCUGGAUGUGAGCGGCUGGACAGCGUUCGCCCCAGAUGCGCGCGCAGCCAACAUGUGCACCACCAGCAUGAGCGAGGCUCCGCGCAGCCCGCGCCACCUGCACAAGCGGAGGCGCCUCUCCCGGCUCCUCGACAAGCUGUCCAUUCAACUACAGAACAACAACCACUACCCGCAGUGGGAGAAGAUGCCCGAAGAUGUACCUCUAGACUUAUCAGUCAAAUCAAAAUCGCCUCCAGCAUAUUCCUGCGACGCUUGCGGACAGACGUUCACAGUUCACGACCGUUUAGCGAAGCAUGUAGCGUCACGACAUCGGAAUAGAGUGCCGGAGAGCGAGCGCGCAUACGAGUGCGAUAUAUGCGAACGCCGCUUCGCGCGCUCGGAUAUGCUGACGCGCCACGCUCGUCUCCACACCGGGCACAAACCGUACACUUGUCCCGCUUGUGGCCAAGUGUUCUCCAGGUCUGAUCAUCUGGCGACGCAUCAUAGGACUCACACAGGUGAGAAGCCGUACAAGUGCACGGCGUGCCCGUACGCGGCUUGCCGCCGAGAUAUGAUCACGCGCCACAUGAGGACACACACGAGGCGACCGCAGCCCGCCUAGCUGUGGGACUGGACCUUGCUGGUCCCAAUUAUAGGGUGAAGGUUUUAACCAGAGCCGUUUUAAAACGUGAAGUGCAUUUAACUGUUAGUUUUGUUUUGCCUAUUUAUAGAAGUGUUUAUGCUAACUUUGUACCGACAAGAUGUGUCAGCGCCACUUCAAUGAUACCAUAUAAGUAACUAUAUGUAUUAUACAUACGAGCCGCGAUGCAUAUAUGUUUUCGUCUAGUCAGACCAUUUUUUGAGGUUCUCGCGUUUGUACAAAAAUAAUGUUUAAGUUUAAAAAUCACUAACAUUU